CUUUUCAACCCGUUCAUUAUUCAUAGUCAUAAAUAAAGUAAAAUUCUCCUCCUUAUUUCCGAUUAUUUCAACAAAUCAAUAAACAAAACCCCCAAUCCCGCGAAGUUAGGGUUUCGCUCAGACCUCUCUCGAGCCAGAUUCUCCCGUCAUCAGUAACUUCGUGUGAGAAGUGAAUAUGGCGACUGAACCGAAAGCAGCAACCGAGGACGUGAAGAUGGACCUCUUCGAGGAUGACGAUGAAUUUGAAGAGUUUGAGAUUAACGAAGAGUGGGAGGACAAGGAGGAAGGGAAAGAGGUGACACAACAGUGGGAAGAUGAUUGGGAUGAUGAUGAUGUCAAUGAUGACUUCUCACUGCAGCUGAGGAGAGAAUUGGAGAAGAGCACUGAGAAAAACUGAGUUUUUAUUGAUAACUGUCUGUCACUAUUGCUAUAUGUAAUAUCAGUUAGUGUUGAGCUCCAGGUGGAUUUUCAUGUGCUUAUCAUGGAGAAGAAUGUGUGAGAUUAGAAGUUCAAUUCAAACUUUAAUCUCUGGAACCUAGUUGUUGUCGUUUCUGCGGUUAAAGUUUAAGUUUACUUGCUAAUGAUUUUUUUUCUUAAACGGUUUGCUUUUCUGACUAUGCAAAAAAUAUCCCUCCAUUUAUUUCUAAGUUGUAUUUAGACUUGCUGCUAGAUUGUGUAUAGGUGUAUUCAUUGUUGCAAUUGAGCGUCCAUAUUCUUGCAACUA
Messenger RNA from Jatropha curcas, 724 nucleotides. RefSeq names its product protein DELETION OF SUV3 SUPPRESSOR 1(I). The record is from RefSeq and is a predicted model, not a curated record. Gene Ontology annotation, cellular component: proteasome regulatory particle, lid subcomplex; proteasome complex. NCBI's taxonomy places the organism in Eukaryota, Viridiplantae, Streptophyta, Magnoliopsida, Malpighiales, Euphorbiaceae. Gene Ontology annotation, biological process: mRNA export from nucleus; double-strand break repair via homologous recombination; proteasome assembly.